UCACUUUUUUAUCUCUCUUUUUUUAAACCUUAAAUGAGGAUUAUAAUGUUAUAGAGAUAAGAUGCUUGAGAUUCUUUUGGAGAAACAGUUUUGUGGGAGAAGGAUUAUUUUGCUUUAUGACCAACUAAAGGUUUGUGCUUUGGGUAUUCCUCUCCUGAACCUCUUUAAACCAGGAAUUGAUUUUUUUUUUCUUUUUAAAAACAGAAUUACUCUUUAGGUAGCAACUUGGAAAUGCAGAACUGCAGGACUGCAUGGGGUGAAUUUUUUGAAAAGACGAAAGCUGAACUCACGGGAAUCAAAUGGCGUAGGUACAAUUUUGGAGGGCAUGGGGACUGUGGACCCAUAAUUUCAGCCCCAGCCCAAGAUGAUCCAAUCCUGUUAAGUUUCAUCCGCUGUCUGCAAGCCAACUUGCUGUGUGUAUGGCGUCGUGAUGUCAAACCAGAUUGCAAAGAGUUAUGGAUAUUCUGGUGGGGAGAUGAACCCAACUUAGUGGGCGUAAUACAUCAUGAACUGCAAGUUGUGGAAGAAGGACUCUGGGAAAAUGGCCUUUCCUAUGAAUGUCGGACGCUACUCUUCAAAGCAAUCCACAAUCUGUUAGAAAGGUGCCUAAUGGAUAAGAACUUCGUUAGGAUUGGGAAAUGGUUUGUUCGACCGUAUGAAAAGGAUGAAAAGCCAGUCAACAAAAGUGAACAUUUGUCCUGUGCUUUCACAUUCUUUCUUCAUGGGGAAAGUAAUGUAUGCACAAGUGUGGAGAUUGCCCAACACCAGCCAAUUUAUUUGAUCAAUGAGGAGCAUAUACACAUGGCUCAGUCUUCACCUGCACCAUUUCAAGUACUGGUAAGUCCUUAUGGAUUAAACGGCACGCUAACAGGCCAAGCAUACAAGAUGUCCGACCCAGCCACCCGUAAGUUGAUAGAGGAAUGGCAGUAUUUCUACCCAAUGGUGCUGAAAAAGAAAGAAGAAUUGAAAGAGGAGGAGUUGGGAUACGACAAUGAUUUCCCUGUGGCAGUCGAAGUAAUUGUUGGUGGUGUCCGGAUGGUUUAUCCUUCAGCUUUUGUUCUGAUCUCUCAGAAUGACAUCCCAGUUCCUCAGAGCGUUGCCAGUGCUGGAGGCCAUAUUUCAGUUGGGCAGCAGGGACUUGGUAGUGUGAAGGACCCAAGUAACUGCGGGAUGCCUCUUACCCCGCCCACCUCUCCAGAACAGGCUGCCACAGGUGAGAGUGGAGGUGCUCAGAGUGCUGUCAGUCACUUAGGUGCCCAAGAUGGGGGGAUGAUAACUAUGCACAGUCCAAAGAGAUCGGGGAAGAUUCCUCUAAAACUCCACAAUCAUAUGGUCCAUCGAGUCUGGAAGGAAUGCAUCCUCAACAGAACGCAGUCCAAGAGGAGCCAAGUGUCAACUCCAACUCUUGAAGAAGAGCCUGCUAACAAUCCUGCUACUUGGGAUUUUGUGGAUCCAACCCAAAGAGUCAGCUGUUCCUGCUCUAGGCAUAAACUUUUAAAACGUUGUGCCGUAGGAACCAACCGACCUCCCACAAUAUCUCAACCAGGGUUCAAUGCAGGACCAUCAUCAUCUUCAUCUUUACCACCUCCUGCUUCUUCUAAGCACAAAACAACAGAAAGACAGGAAAAGGGAGACAAGUUGCAAAAGAGACCCUUGAUACCAUUUCACCAUAGGCCCUCUGUGGCUGAAGAGUUAUGCAUGGAACAGGAUACACCAGGGCAGAAGCUAGGGUUGGCAGGGAUAGACUCCUCCUUAGAGGUGUCCAGCAGUAGGAAGUAUGAUAAGCAAAUGGCCGUGCCUUCCAGAAACACAAGCAAGCAAAUGAAUCUGAAUCCUAUGGAUUCACCUCAUUCCCCUAUUUCCCCUCUGCCGCCAACACUCAGCCCUCAGCCGCGAGGUCAGGAAACGGAGAGUCUGGACCCACCAUCUGUCCCUGUGAAUCCAGCCCUCUAUGGAAAUGGGCUGGAACUCCAGCAGUUGUCUACUCUGGAUGACAGAACUGUCCUCGUAGGCCAAAGACUGCCUCUGAUGGCAGAAGUCAGCGAGACAGCCUUAUAUUGUGGGAUUAGGCACUCGAACCUGGAGUCAUCAGAUAAGUGGUGGCAUAGGUUUUGUCUCCCACCCAUUGAUGAUGUUGAGUUCCGGCCUCCAGAGCUUCAGGGUGAGAGGUGUGAUGCCAAAAUGGAGGUAAACUCAGAGAGCACUGCAUUGCAAAGACUCUUAGCACAACCUAAUAAACGGUUUAAAAUCUGGCACGACAAGCAGCCCCAGAUGCAGCCACUCCACUUCCUUGACCCAUUGCCUCUCUCACAACAACCUGGAGACAGUUUGGGAGAAGUCAAUGACCCAUAUACCUUUGAGGACGGUGACAUAAAAUACAUCUUCACAGCAAACAAGAAAUGCAAACAAGGGACGGAAAAAGAUUCCCUGAAAAAGAAUAAGUCAGAGGAUGGAUUUGGUACCAAGGAUGUCACUACACCAGGUCAUUCCACGCCGGUGCCUGAUGGGAAAAAUGCCAUGUCUAUUUUCAGUUCUGCUACUAAAACAGAUGUCCGGCAAGAUAAUGCUGCUGGCAGAGCUGGCUCCAGUAGCCUUACGCAGGUGACAGAUUUGGCACCUUCCCUGCAUGACUUAGACAACAUCUUUGAUAAUUCUGAUGACGACGAACUUGGGGCUGUAUCACCUGCACUUCGUUCAUCAAAAAUGCCAACAGUUGGGACUGAAGACAGACCUCUUGGGAAGGAUGGAAGAGCUGCUGUUCAUUACGCACCAACAGUUGCAGACCUGCAAAGGAUGUUCCCCACCCCUCCUUCUUUGGAACAGCACCCUGCAUUUUCUCCUGUGAUGAGUUAUAAAGACGGGAUCAGUUCAGAGACAGUGACAGCAUUAGGCAUGAUGGAGAGUCCUAUGGUCAGUAUGGUUUCAACACAACUCACUGAAUUCAAAAUGGAAGUGGAAGAUGGCUUAGGAAGCCCCAAGCCAGAGGAAAUAAAGGACUUCUCAUAUGUGCACAAAGUUCCAACUUUUCAACCUUUUGUGGGAUCCUCCAUGUUUGCUCCACUGAAGAUGUUGCCAAGCCAAUGCCUGCUACCUCUGAAGAUACCUGAUGCCUGUCUGUUUCGGCCUUCGUGGGCAAUCCCUCCUAAAAUUGAACAACUGCCCAUGCCACCUGCAGCCACUUUCGUUAGAGAUGGCUACAACAAUGUGCCUAGCGUCGGGAGCCUAGCAGACCCAGACUAUCUGAACACACCACAGAUGAACACACCAGUGACGUUGAACAGUACUGCCCCAGCCAGCAACAGUGGAGCAGGAGUUCUGCCAUCGCCAGCAACCCCUCGCUUCUCUGUCCCCACGCCACGAACCCCCAGGACCCCAAGAACUCCCAGAGGUGGGGGCACUGCCAGUGGUCAAGGGUCUGUUAAAUAUGACAGCACCGAUCAGGGGUCACCAGCCUCUACCCCCUCUACCACGCGGCCCCUUAACUCUGUGGAGCCUGCCACCAUGCAGCCAAUUCCAGAAGCCCACAGUCUCUAUGUCACCCUGAUUCUCUCUGAUUCUGUGAUGAAUAUCUUUAAAGACAGAAACUUUGACAGCUGUUGCAUCUGUGCCUGCAACAUGAACAUCAAAGGGGCAGAUGUCGGUCUUUACAUCCCCGAUUCUUCCAACGAGGACCAGUACCGCUGUACCUGUGGGUUCAGUGCGAUUAUGAAUCGCAAACUUGGUUACAAUUCAGGACUCUUCCUGGAAGAUGAGUUGGAUAUUUUUGGGAAGAAUUCUGAUAUCGGUCAGGCUGCAGAGAGGCGCUUAAUGAUGUGUCAGACCACCUUCCUUCCUCAGAUGGAGGCAGCCAGAAAACCCCAGGAGCCACCUAUAAGCCUUCUCCUCCUCCUCCAGAACCAACACACACAACCUUUUGCUUCGCUGAGUUUCCUGGACUACAUUUCCUCGAACAAUCGCCAAACUCUUCCCUGCGUAAGCUGGAGUUACGACCGGGUGCAAGCAGAUAAUAACGAUUACUGGACGGAAUGCUUUAAUGCCUUGGAGCAAGGGCGGCAGUAUGUGGAUAAUCCCACAGGUGGAAAAGUGGAUGAAGCACUGGUGAGAAGUGCCACUGUGCACUCUUGGCCUCAUAGCAACGUGCUGGACAUCAGCAUGCUCUCCUCCCAGGAUGUGGUCCGUAUGCUGUUGUCCCUGCAGCCCUUUCUCCAAGAUGCCAUCCAGAAGAAGCGCACGGGCAGGACCUGGGAGAAUAUCCAGCACGUGCAGGGACCGCUCACGUGGCAGCAGUUCCACAAAAUGGCAGGCCGGGGCACCUAUGGUUCAGAAGAGUCUCCUGAGCCGUUGCCCAUCCCCACCCUGCUGGUAGGCUAUGACAAAGACUUCCUCACCAUCUCGCCAUUCUCCUUGCCGUUUUGGGAGAGGCUGUUGUUGGACCCAUAUGGGGGCCACCGUGAUGUUGCCUAUAUUGUGGUGUGUCCAGAAAAUGAGGCCUUGCUCGAAGGAGCCAAAACUUUCUUCAGGGACUUGAGCGCUGUAUAUGAGAUGUGUAGGCUUGGGCAGCACAAGCCCAUCUGCAAAGUGCUACGUGAUGGGAUCAUGCGUGUGGGGAAGACCGUGGCACAGAAGCUGACCGACGAGCUUGUGAGUGAGUGGUUUAACCAGCCGUGGAGCAGCGAGGAGAAUGACAAUCAUUCCAGACUCAAACUUUAUGCGCAAGUUUGCCGCCAUCACCUAGCACCUUAUUUAGCCACUCUGCAGCUCGAUAGCAGCCUGUUGACGCCACCUAAGUACCAGACCCCACCAGCAGCAGCACAGGGACAAGCUACUCCUGGGAACACUGGGCCUUUACCUGCAAAUGCAGGGUCAGCAGCUCCCUCCGCCGGCGGUGCAUUUAAUCCCACCUCCAAUGGCAGUUCUGCGAACCCUGCAGCAAGUAGUUCCACGUCUGGUUCCACCGUGCCACCGGUCUCAUCGUCUGCCUCUGCUCCCGUCGUUAGCCAGCUAGGCACUACCUCUUCGUCAGGAUUCAGUGGUAGUGUUGGAGGGCAGAACCCCAGCACUGGGGCCAGUUCUGCUGAUAGGACGCAAGGGAACAUAGGCUGUGGUGGAGACCCUGAGCCUGGGCAGAGCUCCUCUCAGCCCUCACAGGACGGACAAGAAAGUGUUACAGAGAGGGAGAGAAUAGGAAUUCCCACGGAGCCUGACUCCGCAGACAGCCAGGCCUAUCCUCCAGCUGUUGUCAUUUACAUGGUGGACCCCUUCACCUACACUGCAGAGGAAGACUCUACCUCUGGAAACUUUUGGCUGUUGAGUUUGAUGCGCUGCUACACAGAGAUGCUGGAUAAUUUACCUGAGCAUAUGAGAAAUUCUUUCAUUCUCCAGAUUGUGCCUUGCCAGUCCAUGCUGCAGACAAUGAAGGAUGAACAAGUUCUCUACAUUCAAUACUUGAAGUCCAUGGCAUUUUCAGUGUACUGCCAGUGCAGGCGACCUCUGCCUACACAGAUCCACAUUAAGUCCCUCACAGGGUUCGGGCCUGCCGCCAGCAUUGAGAUGACCCUCAAGAAUCCGGAGCGGCCCAGCCCAAUCCAGCUUUACUCCCCUCCUUUUAUAUUGGCCCCAAUCAAAGACAAGCAGACAGAGGCCCCAAACAAAGACAAGCAGACAGAGCUGGGAGAGAUACUUGGUGAAGCGAGCCAGAAAUACAAUGUGCUCUUUGUGGGCUAUUGUUUGUCUCAUGAUCAGCGCUGGCUUUUGGCUUCCUGCACUGACCUCCAUGGGGAGUUACUAGAAACCUGCAUUGUAAAUAUUGCUUUACCAAACAGAUCACGGAAGAGUAAAGUGUCUGCACGUAAAAUUGGACUGCAGAAGUUAUGGGAAUGGUGCAUAGGUAUUGUCCAAAUGACAUCUCUACCCUGGAGAGUUGUUAUUGGGCGACUCGGGCGUCUUGGCCAUGGGGAGCUUAAAGAUUGGAGUAUCCUCCUUGGAGAAUGUUCACUGCAGACAAUCAGUAAACGGCUCAAGGACAUGUGCCGGAUGUGUGGAAUCUCUGCCACAGACUCUCCUUCUAUCCUUAGUGCCUGCCUGGUUGCCAUGGAGCCCCAGGGGUCCUUUGUAGUGAUGCCAGAUGCUGUCACAAUGGGCUCUGUUUUUGGCCGAAGUACUGCACUAAACAUGCAGUCAUCUCAGCUUAACACCCCUCAAGAUGCUUCUUGUACACACAUCUUGGUAUUCCCAACAUCUUCAACCAUCCAAGUGGCUCCAGCCAACUAUCCCAAUGAAGAUGGGUUUAGCCCCAACAAUGACAUGUUUGACCUUCCAUUCCCAGAUGAUAUGGACAAUGACAUUGGCAUAUUAAUGACUGGGAACCUCCCCUCCCCCAACUCCUCCCCGGUCCCUUCCCCCGGCUCUCCUUCUGGAAUCGGUGUGGGCUCUCACUUCCAGCACAGCCGGAGCCAGGGCGAGCGCCUUCUUUCUCGAGAGGCUCCGGAGGAGCUGAAGCAGCAGCCGCUGGCCCUGGGGUAUUUCGUAUCAACUGCCAAAGCUGAGAAUCUCCCCCAGUGGUUUUGGUCAUCAUGUCCCCAGGCUCAGAACCAGUGUCCCCUCUUCCUAAAGGCGUCACUGCAUCACCACAUCUCUGUAGCACAGACGGACGAACUUCUCCCGACCCGGACCUCUCAGUGGGUUCCACAUCCUCUUGACUCCAAAACCACAUCUGAUGUUCUGAGGUUUGUUUUGGAGCAGUACAACGCCCUGUCCUGGCUCACGUGCAAUCCGGCCACCCAGGACCGCACCUCCUGCCUUCCCGUCCACUUUGUGGUGCUCACUCAGUUGUACAACGCCAUCAUGAAUAUACUCUAAUGGAAAAGCACUUGUCCUCUGGCUCAGUUCCUUCUCCUGCAGCCUCAGUCAUGGACCCUGCUGCCCUCUGCAGGUGCCCGCCCUCUUCCCGAGACCACUGCGCAGCCUGCACUGUGACUCCUCCGCAGGCACGUCUUGUCUCUGCAGUGCUCCUUACAGAGUGACUCACAGACACUUCCUCAUGGACCCGGAAACGUCCACAGCAGUGACUCCAGCCAGGGUGUGGCGUGGGCACCCCGGACCCCUGGCUCGUGGGAAGUUUCGGCUGGUGAUGGUUUUUAGGAGGGAAACAGAAGAGACGGUAUCCUUUUGCACACAAGAGUCUGUGUUUUCAGUCUCUGUCUAAACUAAGGGUAGUUUAGCCCUUUGGAUGAAAUCCUCUAGUUAUUGGUGUAUGGCCUGUGGGUUACCUGAACUCCAUAUUCUAGGACUUUUUCAAAAUGAGAACCAGCUCAAGUACAUGAUUUCACCGUGGGCUUCUCUCCCAGUGCGCCCAUCGUGAGGGGCGUGAGUGCUUUGGCUAACUUCAUACCUGUGUGUAGAUACAAAAGUCUGGAGACAUCUUCAUUUUGUUUAUUUAUUUUAAAUUGUUUUGUCAUAGGGUUUUUGUGACUUUUGAUUUUUUUUUUUUUAAUUUGCGAGGACCAGGUACAGUAGCUGAAACCCAACUCAGACCCACUGUAGGAUUCUUUGACUACAUACCUCUGUCCUAAGAACCAGAAAAGGAGUGAAAACAAAUUGGGGAGAUAGGCCUAAAAAGUAAUAUAUUUCUAACCAUCCAGCAGCAGGUUUUGCUAAGAACAAAUUGGGUAAGCAUUCUGCCCAUUCCUUGUUAAUGUGGCCAGCGUUUCAUGAAGGAUAACAUUUUAUACAGAAGGCAGUCAAGCCCAACCUAGAGCCAUGGAGGCACGCACCUUCCUUAGUUUUAUAUAGUCACCAUGGAGAUAUAUUUUCUAGUGAAUUCUUAUUGGAAGCCAGGUCUCUCCUCUCAUUAGAUCAAAGGGGACUCAUGUACAUAUUACAAUCGAAAGUGUUUGCUCAGAAAAUCAGUUACAAAUAUGGUGAAUUUUUUCUGGACCAUAGUAAUAUUAUUUCAAAGAAAUAUUACAACUUAACCAUUAAAUUAGUACUUGAAGUUGAGCCUUCAUGGUGGGACUUUUUUUAAAAAAAUGCCUUUUUAAAGCAUUAGUGGCUAAUUGAAGUAUUUUAUGACUCCUCAUUCCAGGCCCGAGAGGGUUGUCUUUCAGAUUCCGUUUCAGCCCUCGCUGGCGGUGUGUUGUCAGAGGGCGGUGUGGGGCUGGCCCGCGAGGUGCUCUCGCCAGGCCUGGGCGCUAGUCGUCUGUGCAGAGAACCGUGCAAACUAUGAACGUUCUUCCAAGAGACUGCCAUGUCCUGGGUGUUAACAGAAAGGAAAAUGUAAUAACAAUAGGAUUUUGUAAAAGUAUUUUUCUUGAAAUAAUCUAACGUUUAAAACAUUAUAUUAAAAAAGUGGUGUGGUGGGAAUGUGAAAGCAGAGAAAUAACUUGUAAAUGGAUAAUUUUGUUCUCUGUUCCACCAAUUGAGGGGGGGUUUGACUUUCGCAAUGUAUAGGUUUAAAAAAAUCUGAUAUAUCAAAACCAUUUGUAUCUAAUGUGUACAGUGUAAAAUUGACUUUAAAAAUAUUGCAGUGCUAUUUUUUCUUAAUCAGAAAGGAAAAAUUCUCAAGGCCUUUUGAAGAGCAUAAGAUGAUGAAGAUUGUAAACUUGUAUAAAAUUAUCUUGGUGAGAAGACAAAUUGUAAAGUAGAUAUUUGUAAUCUUUUACCACUUUGGGGUUGCUUUUUUUUCCAGAAUUCAUCAGAACUUUGAAUUUUUUUUUUUUUAAUGGGCUGUUUUUAAUGCAGGGGCUUUUCUUCCCUAGAAACCCAAUUCUAAGCAAAAAAAGAAAAAGAAAAAAAACACAAAAAACAAAAAAACCCUACAAAAAUUUUAAAAAAAAAAAGGCAGCAAAGGGUAGAUUUCAUCUGGUGUCUUUUAUUUAAGUUUUUUAAGUUAAGAAAAGCUGGUGACAUAUUUAUACGUUUUUGUGCAAAAAUAAAUGAAUGGCAAUAGAUUUUAAAAAAUCUUAUUAUGUACUUCUGUGUGAAAGUCUGUAUAAUAUUUCCCUUAAAUAUGCAUUAUUUUACUUGUGAGUUUUUUACUGAAUUAAUCUGAAAUGUACAAGCCCUGGAUUUGCUACAGAGUGAGAAGUUAUUUUAUUUUUUUUUUAAUUUUUAAUUUUGGCAAUCCUGCAGAAAUCAGAACUCUUACCAUGGUUUGAACUAAAAAGGGGGAUCGGGCGGGAGGGGGGUCCAGCAUGCCUGUAUGUAUAUCUCAGAGCCUUUUUUAAAUGUAAAAGCUGUACAUUUCUGGGAAGUUCUGAAUUUUUUUGUUUCCUUUUUUCCUUCAAGCAUUUUGCAGUGAGCUUCUUUUAUAUAUAGCAAACAAUUUGAAAGAAUACAAAAAUAUGUGAAGUUCAUUUAAAAAAACCCUGCAGUAUAGCGCUGGUACAGUACACUAAAAGACUUUGAUAAAAGAAACAAUACUAAAAGGCCUCCAUUUUAAAUGUCAUUCAUAUAUACCUUGUGAAUGAGAGCUAUAUACUUUUACACACUUUUUUAGAGGAAUAAAUUAUUGAAUUACUGAGA
Molecule: messenger RNA, 9522 nt
Organism: Myotis brandtii (Brandt's bat)
Lineage: Eukaryota; Metazoa; Chordata; Mammalia; Chiroptera; Vespertilionidae
Gene: MED13L
Product: mediator complex subunit 13-like
Exons: 31
Coding region: 232-6858 (2208 amino acids)
Biological process (GO): regulation of transcription by RNA polymerase II
Cellular component (GO): mediator complex
Molecular function (GO): transcription coregulator activity
Source: RefSeq, a predicted model, not a curated record